Molecule: messenger RNA, 8514 nt
Organism: Closterium sp. Naga37s-1
Lineage: Eukaryota; Viridiplantae; Streptophyta; Zygnematophyceae; Desmidiales; Closteriaceae
Source: the annotation of a GenBank genome assembly
GCGAACAACCACAGCGACAGCAGCAGCAGCAACGGCGACAUUAUAAGAGUAACGGAUCCCGCUGCAGCGGAUGUGUUCUUCGUGCCCUUCCUCGCUUCGCUCAGCUUCAACAUCUUCACCACCAAUGGCAUGCGAGGGGCGCUCGCAGAAAAGGACAAAAUUCUCCAGGAGGAGCUGUGGGGCGUGUUAAAGGUGUCGCCCUGGUGGCAGCGGUCGGGAGGCAGGGAUCACAUCAUCCCCAUGCUGCAGCCCAACGCCCUUCGCCACAUUCGCCAGCGCCUCGCCCCAGCCAUGUUCCUGCUGCUCGAUUUUGGCCGCGCCUCGCCCUGGCCAUGCUCCUCCUGCUCGUCUUCGGCCGUAUGGACAAUAGUCGUUCCAUACAAGCACAUGGUGCCAUACAAGCACAUGGUGCCAUACAAGCACAUGGUGCCAUACAACCACAUGGUGCCAUACAACCACAUGGUGCCAUACAACCACAUGGUGCCAUACAAGCACAUGGUGCCAUACAAGCACAUGGUGCCAUACAAGCACAUGGUGCCAUACAAGCACAUGGUGCCAUACAACCACAUGGUGCCAUACAACCACAUGGUGCCAUACAACCACAUGGUGCCAUACAACCACAUGGUGCCAUACAACCACAUGGUGCCAUACAACCACAUGGUGCCAUACAAGCACAUGGUGCCAUACAACCACAUGGUGCCAUACAGCCACAUGGUGCCAUACAACCACAUGGUGCCAUACAAGCACAUGGUGCCAUACAACCACAUGGUGCCAUACAACCACAUGGUGCCAUACAACCACAUGGUGCCAUACAACCACAUGGUGCCAUACAACCACAUGGUGCCAUACAAGCACAUGGUGCCAUACAAGCACAUGGUGCCAUACAAGCACAUGGUGCCAUACAAGCACAUGGUGCCAUACAAGCACAUGGUGCCAUACAAGCACAUGGUGCCAUACAAGCACAUGGUGCCAUACAAGCACAUGGUGCCAUACAACCACAUGGUGCCAUACAACCACAUGGUGCCAUACAACCACAUGGUGCCAUACAACCACAUGGUGCCAUACAACCACAUGGUGCCAUACAACCACAUGGUGCCAUACAACCACAUGGUGCCAUACAAGCACAUGGUGCCAUACAAGCACAUGGUGCCAUACAAGCACAUGGUGCCAUACAAGCACAUGGCGCCAUACAAGCACAUGGUGCCAUGCAAGCACAUGGUGCCAUGCAACCACAUGGUGCCAUACAACCACAUGGUGCCAUACAACCACAUGGUGCCAUACAACCACAUGGCGCCAUACAACCACAUAGCUCCGCCUUACACAGAGCCGGCGUUCCCCUCUGCCUCCACUAAACCCUUCCACCAACCACCAGAUAUGCUCAAGGCGUGGCCCGCAGCAGAGGGGCUGCGGAAUUCGCGCUUCUGUCUGAACGCGGCGGGAGUCACCCCUUCGUCCGCCCGCCUCUUUGACGCCAUUGCCAACCACUGUGUGCCAGUGGUCACUCCCUCUCUCCCUCCUUCCCUCUCCCUUCCCACCCAACAGGCAGCAGAGGGGCUGAGGAAUUCCCGCUUCUGCCUGAACGCGGCGGGAGACACCCCUUCGUCCGCCCGCCUCUUUGACGCCAUCACCAGCCACUGCAUGCCCGUUGUGAUCAGCAACAAGAUCGAGCUGCCUUUUGAGACGUCAAUAGACUAUUCAGAUUUCACUCUCUUCGUCUCCCAUGAGGGUUUAGGGUUUUGGGUACUCUCUGGAGACCAGAGGAGAGUCCCAUCACCAGCCACUCACUGCGUGCCGGUGGUCAUCAGCAACAAGAUCGAGCUGCCCUUUGAGACAUCGAUAGAUUACUCCGACUUCACGCUGUUUGUCUCACAUGAGGUGAGCCCUCUAUGUGUUUUGGGAGUGUCUCUAGAGGAGAGCCCCAUCGCCACUCACUGCGUGCCCGUGGUCAUCAGCAACAACAUCGAGCUGCCCUUUGAGACGUCCAUAGACUACUCCCACUUCACUCUCUUUGUCUCCUAUGAGGUGAGCCUCUCUCCAUCCCUGGACCCUGUGACUUGGGAAUCGUCGCUCUCUCUGAACUGGCUACGCUCUUUCUCCCGAUUCCCCACUCUCCCCUCCUCCAUCCCUGGACCCUGUGACUUGGGAAUGUCUCGAGCGUCGCUCUCUCUGAACUGGCUACGCUCUUUCUCCCGAUUCCCCACUCUCCCCUCCUCCACCCCUGGACCCUGUGACUUGGGAAUGUCUCGAGCGUCGCUCUCUCUGAACUGGCUACGCUCUUUCUCCCGAUUCCCCACUCUCCCCUCCUCCAUCCUUGGACCCUGUGACUUGGGAAUGUCUCGAGCGUCGCUCUCUCUGAACUGGCUACGCUCUUUCUCCCGAUUCCCCACUCUCCCCUCCUCCAUCCCUGGACCCUGUGACUUGGGAAUGUCUCGAGCGUCGCUCUCUCUGAACUGGCUACGCUCUUUCUCCCGAUUCCCCACUCUCCCCUCCUCCAUCCCUGGACCCUGUGACUUGGGAAUGUCUCGAGCGUCGCUCUCUCUGAACUGGCUACGCUCUUUCUCCCGAUUCCCCACUCUCCCCUCCUCCAUCCCUGGACCCUGUGACUUGGGAAUGUCUCUAGCGUCGCUCUCUCUGAACUGGCUACGCUCUUUCUCCCGAUUCCCCACUCUCCCCUCCUCCAUCCCUGGACCCUGUGACUUGGCAAUGUCUCGAGCGUCGCUCUCUCUGAACUGGCUACGCUCUUUCUCCCGAUUCCCCACUCUCCCCUCCUCCAUCCCUGGACCCUGUGACUUGGGAAUGUCUCUAGCGUCGCUCUCUCUGAACUGGCUACGCUCUUUCUCCCGAUUCCCCACUCUCCCCUCCUCCAUCCCUGGACCCUGUGACUUGGGAAUGUCUCUAGCGUCGCUCUCUCUGAACUGGCUACGCUCUUUCUCCCGAUUCCCCACUCUCCCCUCCUCCAUCCCUGGACCCUGUGACUUGGGAAUGUCUCGAGCGUCGCUCUCUCUGAACUGGCUACGCUCUUUCUCCCGAUUCCCCACUCUCCCCUCCUCCAUCCCUGGACCCUGUGACUUGGGAAUGUCUCGAGCGUCGCUCUCUCUGAACUGGCUACGCUCUUUCUCCCGAUUCCCCACUCUCCCCUCCUCCAUCCCUGGACCCUGUGACUUGGGAAUGUCUCUAGCGUCGCUCUCUCUGAACUGGCUACGCUCUUUCUCCCGAUUCCCCACUCUCCCCUCCUCCACCCCUGGACCCUGUGACUUGCGAAUGUCUCGAGCGUCGCUCUCUCUGAACUGGCUACGCUCUUUCUCCCGAUUCCCCACUCUCCCCUCCUCCAUCCCUGGACCCUGUGACUUGGGAAUGUCUCGAGCGUCGCUCUCUCUGAACUGGCUACGCUCUUUCUCCCGAUUCCCCACUCUCCCCUCCUCCAUCCCUGGACCCUGUGACUUGGGAAUGUCUCGAGCGUCGCUCUCUCUGAACUGGCUACGCUCUUUCUCCCGAUUCCCCACUCUCCCCUCCUCCAUCCCUGGACCCUGUGACUUGGGAAUGUCUCGAGCGUCGCUCUCUCUGAACUGGCUACGCUCUUUCUCCCGAUUCCCCACUCUCCCCUCCUCCAUCCCUGGACCCUGUGACUUGGGAAUGUCUCGAGCGUCGCUCUCUCUGAACUGGCUACGCUCUUUCUCCCGAUUCCCCACUCUCCCCUCCUCCAUCCCUGGACCCUGUGACUUGGGAAUGUCUCUAGCGUCGCUCUCUCUGAACUGGCUACGCUCUUUCUCCCGAUUCCCCACUCUCCCCUCCUCCACCCCUGGACCCUGUGACUUGCGAAUGUCUCGAGCGUCGCUCUCUCUGAACUGGCUACGCUCUUUCUCCCGAUUCCCCACUCUCCCCUCCUCCAUCCCUGGACCCUGUGACUUGGGAAUGUCUCGAGCGUCGCUCUCUCUGAACUGGCUACGCUCUUUCUCCCGAUUCCCCACUCUCCCCUCCUCCAUCCCUGGACCCUGUGACUUGGGAAUGUCUCGAGCGUCGCUCUCUCUGAACUGGCUACGCUCUUUCUCCCGAUUCCCCACUCUCCCCUCCUCCAUCCCUGGACCCUGUGACUUGGGAAUGUCUCGAGCGUCGCUCUCUCUGAACUGGCUACGCUCUUUCUCCCGAUUCCCCACUCUCCCCUCCUCCAUCCCUGGACCUUGUGACUUGGGAAUGUCUCGAGCGUCGCUCUCUCUGAACUGGCUACGCUCUUUCUCCCCAUUCCCCACUCUCCCCUCCUCCAUCCCUGGACCCUGUGACUUGGGAAUGUCUCGAGCGUCGCUCUCUCUGAACUGGCUACGCUCUUUCUCCCCAUUCCCCACUCUCCCCUCCUCCAUCCCUGGACCCUGUGACUUGGGAAUGUCUCGAGCGUCGCUCUCUCUGAACUGGCUACGCUCUUUCUCCCGAUUCCCCACUCUCCCCUCCUCCAUCCCUGGACCCUGUGACUUGGGAAUGUCUCGAGCGUCGCUCUCUCUGAACUGGCUACGCUCUUUCUCCCGAUUCCCCACUCUCCCCUCCUCCAUCCCUGGACCCUGUGACUUGGGAAUGUCUCUAGCGUCGCUCUCUCUGAACUGGCUACGCUCUUUCUCCCGAUUCCCCACUCUCCCCUCCUCCAUCCCUGGACCCUGUGACUUGGGAAUGUCUCGAGCGUCGCUCUCUCUGAACUGGCUACGCUCUUUCUCCCGAUUCCCCACUCUCCCCUCCUCCAUCCCUGGACCCUGUGACUUGGGAAUGUCUCGAGCGUCGCUCUCUCUGAACUGGCUACGCUUUUUCUCCCGAUUCCCCACUCUCCCCUCCUCCAUCCCUGGACCCUGUGACUUGGGAAUGUCUCGAGCGUCGCUCUCUCUGAACUGGCUACGCUCUUUCUCCCGAUUCCCCACUCUCCCCUCCUCCAUCCCUGGACCCUGUGACUUGGGAAUGUCUCUAGCGUCGCUCUCUCUGAACUGGCUACGCUCUUUCUCCCGAUUCCCCACUCUCCCCUCCUCCACCCCUGGACCCUGUGACUUGCGAAUGUCUCGAGCGUCGCUCUCUCUGAACUGGCUACGCUCUUUCUCCCGAUUCCCCACUCUCCCCUCCUCCAUCCCUGGACCCUGUGACUUGGGAAUGUCUCGAGCGUCGCUCUCUCUGAACUGGCUACGCUCUUUCUCCCGAUUCCCCACUCUCCCCUCCUCCAUCCCUGGACCCUGUGACUUGGGAAUGUCUCGAGCGUCGCUCUCUCUGAACUGGCUACGCUCUUUCUCCCGAUUCCCCACUCUCCCCUCCUCCAUCCCUGGACCCUGUGACUUGGGAAUGUCUCGAGCGUCGCUCUCUCUGAACUGGCUACGCUCUUUCUCCCGAUUCCCCACUCUCCCCUCCUCCAUCCCUGGACCCUGUGACUUGGGAAUGUCUCGAGCGUCGCUCUCUCUGAACUGGCUACGCUCUUUCUCCCGAUUCCCCACUCUCCCCUCCUCCACCCCUGGACCCUGUGACUUGCGAAUGUCUCGAGCGUCGCUCUCUCUGAACUGGCUACGCUCUUUCUCCCGAUUCCCCACUCUCCCCUCCUCCAUCCCUGGACCCUGUGACUUGGGAAUGUCUCGAGCGUCGCUCUCUCUGAACUGGCUACGCUCUUUCUCCCGAUUCCCCACUCUCCCCUCCUCCAUCCCUGGACCCUGUGACUUGGGAAUGUCUCGAGCGUCGCUCUCUCUGAACUGGCUACGCUCUUUCUCCCGAUUCCCCACUCUCCCCUCCUCCAUCCCUGGACCCUGUGACUUGGGAAUGUCUCGAGCGUCGCUCUCUCUGAACUGGCUACGCUCUUUCUCCCGAUUCCCCACUCUCCCCUCCUCCAUCCCUGGACCCUGUGACUUGGGAAUGUCUCGAGCGUCGCUCUCUCUGAACUGGCUACGCUCUUUCUCCCGAUUCCCCACUCUCCCCUCCUCCACCCCUGGACCCUGUGACUUGUCUCGAGCGUCGCUCUCUCUGAACUGGCUACGCUCUUUCUCCCGAUUCCCCACUCUCCCCUCCUCCAUCCCUGGACCCUGUGACUUGGCAAUGUCUCGAGCGUCGCUCUCUCUGAACUGGCUACGCUCUUUCUCCCGAUUCCCCACUCUCCCCUCCUCCAUCCCUGGACCCUGUGACUUGGGAAUGUCUCUAGCGUCGCUCUCUCUGAACUGGCUACGCUCUUUCUCCCGAUUCCCCACUCUCCCCUCCUCCAUCCCUGGACCCUGUGACUUGGGAAUGUCUCUAGCGUCGCUCUCUCUGAACUGGCUACGCUCUUUCUCCCGAUUCCCCACUCUCCCCUCCUCCAUCCCUGGACCCUGUGACUUGGGAAUGUCUCGAGCGUCGCUCUCUCUGAACUGGCUACGCUCUUUCUCCCGAUUCCCCACUCUCCCCUCCUCCAUCCCUGGACCCUGUGACUUGGGAAUGUCUCUAGCGUCGCUCUCUCUGAACUGGCUACGCUCUUUCUCCCGAUUCCCCACUCUCCCCUCCUCCACCCCUGGACCCUGUGACUUGCGAAUGUCUCGAGCGUCGCUCUCUCUGAACUGGCUACGCUCUUUCUCCCGAUUCCCCACUCUCCCCUCCUCCAUCCCUGGACCCUGUGACUUGGGAAUGUCUCGAGCGUCGCUCUCUCUGAACUGGCUACGCUCUUUCUCCCGAUUCCCCACUCUCCCCUCCUCCAUCCCUGGACCCUGUGACUUGGGAAUGUCUCGAGCGUCGCUCUCUCUGAACUGGCUACGCUCUUUCUCCCGAUUCCCCACUCUCCCCUCCUCCAUCCCUGGACCCUGUGACUUGGGAAUGUCUCGAGCGUCGCUCUCUCUGAACUGGCUACGCUCUUUCUCCCGAUUCCCCACUCUCCCCUCCUCCAUCCCUGGACCCUGUGACUUGGGAAUGUCUCGAGCGUCGCUCUCUCUGAACUGGCUACGCUCUUUCUCCCGAUUCCCCACUCUCCCCUCCUCCAUCCCUGGACCCUGUGACUUGGGAAUGUCUCGAGCGUCGCUCUCUCUGAACUGGCUACGCUCUUUCUCCCGAUUCCCCACUCUCCCCUCCUCCAUCCCUGGACCCUGUGACUUGGGAAUGUCUCGAGCGUCGCUCUCUCUGAACUGGCUACGCUCUUUCUCCCGAUUCCCCACUCUCCCCUCCUCCAUCCCUGGACCCUGUGACUUGGGAAUGUCUCGAGCGUCGCUCUCUCUGAACUGGCUACGCUCUUUCUCCCGAUUCCCCACUCUCCCCUCCUCCAUCCCUGGACCCUGUGACUUGGGAAUGUCUCGAGCGUCGCUCUCUCUGAACUGGCUACGCUCUUUCUCCCGAUUCCCCACUCUCCCCUCCUCCAUCCCUGGACCCUGUGACUUGGGAAUGUCUCGAGCGUCGCUCUCUCUGAACUGGCUACGCUCUUUCUCCCGAUUCCCCACUCUCCCCUCCUCCAUCCCUGGACCUUGUGACUUGGGAAUGUCUCGAGCGUCGCUCUCUCUGAACUGGCUACGCUCUUUCUCCCCAUUCCCCACUCUCCCCUCCUCCAUCCCUGGACCCUGUGACUUGGGAAUGUCUCGAGCGUCGCUCUCUCUGAACUGGCUACGCUCUUUCUCCCCAUUCCCCACUCUCCCCUCCUCCAUCCCUGGACCCUGUGACUUGGGAAUGUCUCGAGCGUCGCUCUCUCUGAACUGGCUACGCUCUUUCUCCCGAUUCCCCACUCUCCCCUCCUCCAUCCCUGGACCCUGUGACUUGGGAAUGUCUCGAGCGUCGCUCUCUCUGAACUGGCUACGCUCUUUCUCCCGAUUCCCCACUCUCCCCUCCUCCAUCCCUGGACCCUGUGACUUGGGAAUGUCUCGAGCGUCGCUCUCUCUGAACUGGCUACGCUCUUUCUCCCGAUUCCCCACUCUCCCCUCCUCCAUCCCUGGACCUUGUGACUUGGGAAUGUCUCGAGCGUCGCUCUCUCUGAACUGGCUACGCUCUUUCUCCCCAUUCCCCACUCUCCCCUCCUCCAUCCCUGGACCCUGUGACUUGGGAAUGUCUCGAGCGUCGCUCUCUCUGAACUGGCUACGCUCUUUCUCCCCAUUCCCCACUCUCCCCUCCUCCAUCCCUGGACCCUGUGACUUGGGAAUGUCUCGAGCGUCGCUCUCUCUGAACUGGCUACGCUCUUUCUCCCGAUUCCCCACUCUCCCCUCCUCCAUCCCUGGACCCUGUGACUUGGGAAUGUCUCGAGCGUCGCUCUCUCUGAACUGGCUACGCUCUUUCUCCCGAUUCCCCACUCUCCCCUCCUCCAUCCCUGGACCCUGUGACUUGGGAAUGUCUCGAGGUGAGAGUGCCAUCACCAGCCACUGCGUGCUUGUUGUGAUCAGCGUCGCUCUCUCUGAACUGGCUACGCUCUUUCUCCCCAUUCCCCACUCUCCCCUCCUCCAUCCCUGGACCCUUCCCAUCACCAGCCACUGCGUGCUUGUUGUGAUCAGCGUCGCUCUCUCUGAACUGGCUACGCUCUUUCUCCCGAUUCCCCACUCUCCCCUCCUCCAUCCCUGGACCCUGUGA